AUGGACGCCACGACGACCGACGCCCGUCGCUCCAGCAUCGACAAGACGCCCAUCCCUCCUCCACCCUUCGAUCGCCUCCCCGACGAGAUCAUCGAGCAAAUCCUCCAAGCCACCGAUCCCAACGGCUUCGCAUCUCUUGUCUUCCUCAACCGCAAAUGGCGGGCCGUCUCCCAGCGCUCCCACCUCUACCUCCACCACCUCGCAAGAUGUCCCUCCUAUUCAGCCAGCCAUACCACCCUUCCCUCUCCCGACGAUGACAACCUCCCCCGCUUGCGACGUCUUUUCGCCCGCGAGGUCAAGCGGAACCUCUUCCAAGCCUACCUACGGCCGAACGAAACCGUCAUCAAACUCAUAUCCAAUUCUAUUAGCUCUUCGUCAUGUCCAGGCGGCGAGGGCAUGCAGUUCAGUACCUCACCAAAGGGGCACCAUGUCCUGGCAUACAACUCCGCCAGAGUCUACGUGAUGGAUGUGAGAGGGUCUAGCGUUGAGGUUAAGAGAGAGCUUAAGAUCCUACGCCGCCCUGUCACGGCCUGCAUUAACGAUAUUGGGUCCCUUCUGGCCAUUCUGUCUACUGAGAUGCAGGUUGACCUAUACGACUUACAAAAAUCACCGCCCCGCCGUACCCAAUCCAUGAUCCUCGACAACAGUCCCCGAACUAUCGCCCUCUCACCCUGUGGCUCCGUUCUCGCCGCCGCCUAUGAGGGUGGCAUCGAGGUCUCAUCUCUGAGACGUGGUGCUCUGUCUACCGAUCGACGCGCCGUCAAAUGUGACGCCGUUGAUGCCCUUGCCUUCUCUUACGACGGCACCCAGAUCCUUGGCACCACUACUCAAUCCGCCCCUCCCAACACAGUAAUACUUACCGCACCUUACUACGACCCAGGUAGCCACAUGUCCGAUGAUAAUCUAAGUGCCCUCUGGACGACAUCGAUUUUGUUUCCCAACACCAGCCGCGACUGCAGCCAUGCUGUGCUGCUUCAGGACGGUAGCCAAGAGGAGGCGAGCUGGGCAUUUACCUACGAUCGCAGCUUUGAGACUUUCCGUUCAGUUCGAAUCGAUGACCUAAGGAAUGGCACCACAUAUUUCACGGGCCCGGUACCAGACGCAAACUCGCAAGCCAAGCUCCUGCCUUGCACUUUGCCUGCUGCGACUCAUCACGGUGAAUUGGUGUCGGCUGGAUUUCAAGGAAAGGAUAUUUGGAUUUACGGCGUCCCCGAAGACUUGGACGCUGUUCCAGACAACUCGUCCUCGAAUGAUGGUGGGUCCUCUGGCUUGGGCAGACAAAACAGUGCUCAGAGCGGUAGUUCACGUCGACUGUCUACGCGGGCACAGGAUACCGAUGGCGGCCGAGUUCCUCAGUGGCAGAUUUUGUGUGACAAGCUGAGAAACACAUUCGUUUCUGGCUGCAAAAUCGCUGAGCUCACCGAGGUGAGCAAUGUGAAAUGGGUUGCCGGAUUUGGACAGUCAUCUGCCCAGGAACGGUUAAUUGUCACUGCGCGAGGAGUUGGUCCGGCUAGACUGGUUACUGAAGAGGAGGAUAUGGACUUUGUCGAUGGUGGCAGGAUCACCCUUGUGGAUUUCGACUACGGCCUGGAUGACGGUACCAAGACUGAGAUCACCAUUGAAGUCGGAACCGACAACGCCGAAGUUCUGGAAGAGGAGCAACGAGAUCUCGCCACAGAGGUGGCCAUUGUUCGACGUCGGACAGUGGCCCAAAAGCGUGGAGGCCGAGGAGGCCGUGGUGGUAGCGGCGGUAAUGCUAUGCUCCGAACUGCCACAGCGGCGGCCGCACGAACUCCCGCAGUACCAUCACUGUCGCGACACGAGAACACAGAUGACGACCCCUUGGUUCCCCGUAGGAUCGGUCAGCAUCCCGUGAGCCAAUCGAGCGGCCAUGACAACGCCGACGAAGAAGGCGAAGAAGCGACAAUCGAGGAGAUGGAGGCUCUUGACGCCCCCUACGCCCACGCGAGCCCUCGAUCCGGCACGACCCUACGACGUGCUGCCACUGCUGCAGCUGUUGAUCGGAGUUUGCACCCUCGGACCGCUGACGGGCGACGUAUCGAAUAUCGCCGCGCUGAUGGCCGGCGUGAGCAUCCUCAUGAGAGUGACGCUGAUAACUGGGUGCCUCCUCCUCCGCCGUAUCAAAAGGAUGACCCUGGAGACCUCCCUGCCUUCUUGCGCGGGCCUUCUGUUGCUCCCAUGAACCUGUCUCAUCCCCCCUUACUACCUUUGCCUAACCCUCAAGCGCCUGGGUCAUCAGCCCAGCAGACUUCGGAUUCAAGCCCGCCGCGGCCGCCCGUCCAGAGGACCGCGAGUGACUCUACUACCAUGAGCAGACCCCGCAUUCCCGAGUCUCCAAGGCCCAUGUCAAGUCCAUCCGUCCAGCAGGAAAACGACAAUCUUUACGAUGUCACCCCACCGGAUUCCCCACGACAGCCUGCCCGUCUGUCGAACGAUUCGGCGCAAACGGGGACUGAAAUACGUCAGCCAUCAGGCUCAUCCGUCUCGUCAAUAGCACCGAGACCCGUCACCGUCCCUACCAACUUGAAUGCCGUGGUCCCACCGCCGGCAUUAACAUCGUUGCCCUCGAGCCGAUCUGAUCUUGGUCCCGGUACGCAACCGCCCACCCGGAAUUUGCAAACAUCGCACUCUGCAGAAAUGUCCUUCCAGCCCGACCAGGGGAGGGCCCCUACAGCGAGACGGUUAUCCAACACCCAGACAUGGCCUACGGCACCCCGGCCAGAGGCACACCAUCCAGGCGACCUGGGCGUCAUGUAUCCGCACUCGGCAUCAUCCGCACAACCCUUGGACAACUUCGGCUCAACUCUGCCCCCACCGCCAAGUUCCAGCCAGCUCGCCAGCUUGAACAAGAGGAUCAGUCAGGGUAGCCCGCGCCGUUUGUCCGGAGCCUUCCCAAUGCAGCGCAGGCCAGUCGGGGCCCCCCAAGGCGAAAUGUCGUUCGCUCGUGUCCAAUCUGACCCUGUAUCUACGGAGACAUACAGGCGCCCCCCUGUUGAGUUUGAUCAGCCGUUGAUCAUCAGCACUCCCGGGGGCGUAUCGGGCGCAUACGAUUCGCCAUCCCGGCAGGUAUCUGGUCGCCGCACCGAGACUCCUUUGCUGGCACCCAUCCCCCGUCAUCCGCGCCCUACCCCUGGGUCCGUCAACCGACCUACAGUAGAGCGCCUUGAGACCAUUUAUAGCAUUGCCUCCUCACAUGGAGGUGAUGCAGCCCCGCCAGCAUUACCGGCUCCGGCGCAGCAAUCCGUCCCCGCCUGGCUGAACGCACCCGCAGUGCCCGUGGCCCGGCCGUCUCCUGGCGUCAACCGCCGACCCAGCCGCGCCGAGCGAAGUGCAGCGAAGAAUAUCCAGGACGCCAAGAAGCGCGGAUGGAAGAGCAAGACCAAGAAGCGCAAGAAGAACACCGAUGCCGCCAGCAGUGCCGGCUGGACCGAUAUCUCAACGAGCUCUGCGAAGGCCGACAAGGAAAAAGACAAGAAGUGCGUUGUCAUGUAG
This is a messenger RNA of Ilyonectria robusta, 3513 nucleotides long. RefSeq lists its product as uncharacterized. The record is from RefSeq and is a predicted model, not a curated record. The transcript is spliced from 2 exons. Bases 1 to 3513 code for a protein of 1170 amino acids. Lineage: Eukaryota; Fungi; Ascomycota; Sordariomycetes; Hypocreales; Nectriaceae. Gene Ontology annotation, molecular function: protein binding.